Messenger RNA from Austrofundulus limnaeus, 693 nucleotides. Its product is annotated as glutamic acid-rich protein. NCBI's taxonomy places the organism in Eukaryota, Metazoa, Chordata, Actinopteri, Cyprinodontiformes, Rivulidae. The record is from RefSeq and is a predicted model, not a curated record.
UAACAGAGAUGAGGAGACAGCAGCUCAAACAGCGCCUGGAUGUGGAGGAAGAAGACAGGUCGGAGGACUGGAUGAGAGCUGAUCAGGAACAUGACAUGGACGCUUUUUCCAUUCAUCAGCUGCAUGUUUUAGUGGUUCCUGAAGCUGAUCAGGAGUUGAUGGAGAUUAAAGAAGAUCCUGAAGAACUGAAGCCUGAUGUGGACCAGCAGGACCAAGAACACCUCCAUAUAAAAGAAGAAGAGGAGGAACUAUGGAUCAGCCUGGGAGAGGAGCAGCUCAAUGUGAAGGAGGAGACUGAUGACACCAUCUUUUCAUUCACUGAAGUUCCUGUGAAGCAUGAGGAUGAUGAAGAUAAACCUGAGUUCUUACAGCUUCAUCAACACCAAGAUGAAGUCAGAGAUGUUCCAACCAGCAGCUCAGCUGACAACCUGGAAUCAACAACUGGUGGAGAGUCCUGUGGAGGAGCAGAAACUACAGUAAACCAAAAUCUGAGUACUCAUGAAGAUGAUUCUGACUCUUCAGAAACUGAAGUCAGUGAGGAUGAUGAAGAGGAUAAUUAUGUGAACAAUCCAGACUUUCAGCUGAAACACUUUGACUCUGGAUCAAAACCUGAAUACAUUGAUAUGAACUGGGAGUCUCCUCCCAGUAUGGUUCCUGAAACAGUUGGUAAAAACAACAAAAUAGGACAGAAAC